Molecule: messenger RNA, 1514 nt
Organism: Formica exsecta
Lineage: Eukaryota; Metazoa; Arthropoda; Insecta; Hymenoptera; Formicidae
Product: ADP,ATP carrier protein-like
Exons: 4
Coding region: 197-1108 (303 amino acids)
Biological process (GO): mitochondrial ATP transmembrane transport; mitochondrial ADP transmembrane transport
Cellular component (GO): mitochondrial inner membrane
Molecular function (GO): ATP:ADP antiporter activity
Source: RefSeq, a predicted model, not a curated record
CUUAUGUUACGCUUUACUGUUUCUUUGACAGAUAGUAUAAAAAUGUACAAUAUUUCGAUAAUAUUAAUAAGGAUACGUAUGACAAAUAAAAAUGUGCAAGAACCGCACGAACUGAUCCACAUGUGUGACGGACUGUGAAUCUCUUGAAAAUAUCAUAUAAUAUUAAGUAUAUUUCGAGCAAUCUCUUGAGAGAGAAAUGGAUAUAUACAGAUCUUUUUUAGUGGACUUUCUAGCUGGAGGUCUAUCCGCGGCGAUUGCAAAAACUGCAGUCGCUCCUUUAGAGAGAGUGAAAUUGUUGCUGCAAGUGCAGCACACUUCGAAACAGAUUAAACCUGAGGAACGAUACAAGGGUAUGCUAGACGCGUUCGUACGUAUACCUAAGGAAACAGGACUUCUCAGCUUCUGGAGAGGCAAUCUCGCCAACGUAAUCCGGUAUUUUCCGACUCAAGCGCUCAAUUUCGCGUUUAAAGAUAAAUUCAAGACCCUGUUCCUGGGGGACGUGCCAUCAGACGCAUUUUGGCGACAGUUCGUUGGAAAUUUAGCGGCCGGCGGUGCCGCCGGUGCGACAUCGCUUUUAUUCGUUUAUCCGCUUGACUUUGCCCGUACUAGACUGGCUGCCGAUAUCGGAAAGGGCGAGAAACGGGAAUUUAAAGGUAUAAGUGACUGCAUAUUAAAGAUAUUUGAAUCAGACGGAUUGCUCGGGCUGUAUCGUGGUUUCAACGUCAGUGUGCAAGGGAUUAUUAUAUAUCGAGCAACAUACUUUGGAUUUUAUGAUACUGUGAAGGGUACACUACCUGAUCCGAAGAGCACACCGUUGUACAUGAAUUUUAUAAUUGCCGAGGUAGUAACAACGAUAGCGGGCAUCGUAUCCUAUCCCUUCGAUACAGUCAGAAGACGGAUGAUGAUGCAGUCAGGCCGAAAAAAGACCGAUAUAAUGUACAAAAAUACAUUGGAUUGUUGGAUAAAAAUAACAAAGACUGAAGGAUCUGGAGCUUUCUUUAAAGGCGCAUUCUCUAAUAUUCUUCGUGGCACCGGCGGUGCUCUCGUUUUGACGUUGUACGAUACUGUCAAGGAAUCAAUCGAAAGAGCGAUCUCGAAAAAUUUGUGAAUUUUUAGGAAUUUCAUAAAUUUUACUGUGGUGUAUAAGAGAUCGUUUUAUAAAUGUGUAUGAUUAAGAGAAUCGUGUUUAAAUUUAUGUACAUUCAUAUAUAGUGGAAUCUAUAUAUAUAAAUAUAAAUAUUUCUAUAUAAAGUUAUAAAUAUUAAUGACAAACAUUUUAUAUUAUAGAAAACAUAUAGAAAAAAUAACUUUCAGUUUUCACCAUUAUUUUCUAUGUUAAAACCGUUUUUAUAAACUAUUCUCAUGUUAUGAGAAUAGCUUAUAAAAACGGUUUUAACAUAGAAAAUUAUAAACACACACAAAAUUAUAAAAAUUUUAUCACAGAUUAGCUUUAUACAAUUAUGUACAAAAUCAAUCUUUUGCAUACAUAUAAGAUAUUUUAAUAUCACGUUUGU